Nymphaea colorata (pocket water lily) is the source of this 1664-nucleotide messenger RNA. RefSeq names its product peroxisomal adenine nucleotide carrier 1-like. Gene Ontology annotation, cellular component: peroxisomal membrane. The record is from RefSeq and is a predicted model, not a curated record. Gene Ontology annotation, biological process: ATP transport; fatty acid beta-oxidation; peroxisome organization. The coding region runs from base 326 to 1291 and encodes 321 amino acids. The transcript is spliced from 5 exons. Lineage: Eukaryota; Viridiplantae; Streptophyta; Magnoliopsida; Nymphaeales; Nymphaeaceae. Gene Ontology annotation, molecular function: ATP transmembrane transporter activity; ADP transmembrane transporter activity.
AACCAAGGAGGCUGCCUGAUUCAGCGUCCUGCCGGCGGACUUAGUUUUAAAGGAAAAGUGCGAGAGAGGGAGGGGAGAUCUUCUCUCUCUCUCUGCCUUUGUGUCGUGUGACAGCUUCUCUUGUUCUUCUUCUUCCUUUGUCUGCUUGGUCUUCUCUUCCCUGUCUGUGGUUCUCUCCUCCUCUUGUUCCUGUUCUUGGUCUUCUUGUUUUCCUCGCCCGUGAUCCUUCCGUCGAUGGUUUGAUAUUGUUGGGGGUUCUCUGUUUCCAUUGUACGGUGAGUUGGUUCUGUUGGAGAAGAUCAAUCUUCUUUCGUCCUCUGUCGUCAUGGAGAUCGAUCUGGAGUCUCUGGUAGAGGCCACCUCCGGUGCGGUGGGGUCCAUCGUCAGCACCACCCUCCUCUACCCUCUUGAUACAUGCAAAACCAAGUACCAGGCAGAGGUUCGAGCCGCCGGAUCACAGAAAUACAGGAACCUUUUAGAUGUCUUGUGGGAAGCUAUUUCGACUCGCCAAGUUCUUUCCUUGUAUCAGGGAUUGAGUACAAAGAAUCUGCAGUCGUUUGUAGCACAGUUUAUUUAUUUUUAUGGUUACAGUUACUUCAAAAGGCUCUAUUUGAGCAGGAGUCACACGAAAACAAUUGGCACAAAAGCAAACUUGAUUGUUGCUGCAGCGGCUGGUGCCUGCACUGCAAUAAUUACUCAGCCGUUAGAUACAGCAGCAUCUCGCAUGCAAACUAGUGAAUUUGGGAAAUCAAAGGGCCUUUGGGCAACUCUUACACAAGGAUCCUGGAGUGAGGCGUUUGAUGGACUUGGCAUAUCUCUUCUGCUUACCUCAAACCCUUCUAUUCAGUAUACCGUCUUUGAUCAACUGAAGCAACGAAUGUUGAAGAGGCAAAAAAAAUUAACAGGCUUGACUGCAGAAACUCCCUCUCCACAAGCUUUGUCUGCAUUUUCAGCUUUUGUACUUGGUGCACUUUCAAAGAGCAUUGCCACAUUCGUGACUUAUCCAGCCAUAAGGUGUAAGGUUAUGAUCCAGGCUUCUGAUCCAAAAAAAGAAACAAAUGAACGUGAUAAAGCCAAGUCCAAAAGUAUCAGAGAUACAUUAUGUACUAUUUGGAGAAAGGAAGGGCCACUAGGCUUCUACAAAGGACUGGAAGCUCAGAUUCUAAAGACUGUCCUGAGCUCAGCCUUGCUACUAAUGAUCAAGGAGAAGAUUUCAAAAACGACAUGGGUUCUGAUGCUUGCUUUGCGCAGGUAUCUCUUUGUUGUUAGGAAGAGGGUGAAGAGUGUUUGAAAGAUCGUUCAUGUGUAAGACAGAGCUUUGCCUUUCAUGUAGCCCUUAUCAGAGGUGGUGGGGCAGGCAAUAAAGAGCCUUUGGGGUGAUGUGCAUGUAAAUUUAGUCGCUUCUUCUGCUCUAGUGACCAAUCCGUGAGAAUGAAACCACUGGCAUAAAUGACACUGCCAGUGUUGGCUAGGUAAGAGGUACUUGGCAAUAACCUUGUCUAUUUCAUCAGCUUAAUUCUUUUAUCUUGGUGAAGGUUCCCACGUUGGGCAAGUUCCUUGAUAAAUGAAAAGGGAGCCUCUUUGUCGUUAGACUAAGGUGCAAUGUAGCUGUGGGCAUUGUCUCAUAUAUAUAUAUGGAGAGAAAAAAACUGAAUUGCAUUUUC